AUGUCAUCAAUUGACCAAAAAAUUGGUGCAAAUCAUAACAUAUAUCGUGGACUUUAUCCGAUACGAGAAGUGAAACAAUAUUAUCGGAGAGAGUUUGUUAACGGAAAACCUCUGUAUAUCUGUUUGUGGGGCGACUGUGACUUCAAGACAUGGAAGUACUCACAACAUAUCGCAAGACAUAUUCAUUUGAAACACAUCGGUAUUAAAGAAUUGAAAUGCGAUGAAAAGGGAUGUGAAAAGACAUUUAAGAGACCGGAAAGUCUGGUUCAGCACCAGAAGAAUCAUUUGUGUGGCUUUGGUAUCGAUUCACUGAAGAUGAAAGACCCGAACAAUGUGUGCGGAGUUAAGAAUAUUAAGAAAUACUACUUCCGAGAGUUGGAUAACGACUACUAUGUAUUUGGAUGCAAAUGGACGGCCUGUGAGUUCGUGACCAAUAACUCGGGUAGUAUUAGAAGACAUGUUCACAAUCAGCAUAUAUGCCCGCAUUCUUUGGCCAAUAAUAAUAAUAAUACUACUGUGGAUAAAAUAUCUAUAACUUUAUCGAAAAAUACUCCAAUAAUUGAUUCAAACAAUAAUUACAAUGUGGAUCAACCAAUGGUUGAGAUGAUAGAACUGGAUCCACAAUCAAUCAUACCUAAGAUAAACAAUAAAAUUAAUUCAGUAAUUGAUGGAAAUGAUGACAACUUAUAUGACAAUCCGACCAAACCUAUUGAUAUAGAGGACGAUAUAGAGGCCAACGCUAUCUACAAGUCAACAACUGGUGGUUUAUAUUCUUUGAAGAAUUAUUCAGAUCUCUAUAGAAAAGUCAAAAUCGAUGGCGAAGUGUAUUUCAAAUGCAAUUGCAAUCAGUUUACCACAAAAAGUCAGAUAAGUCUUGUGCGACAUAUUUGGACAGACAUCGGACGCAAUGAGUUUGACUGUAAUGUCAACGAUUGUGACGCAAAGUUUGAUAACGAGUUUAGUCUUUAUAAACAUAAGAAAACUGAACAUAACUUUGAAUCAAAUAAUAGUAAUAUAACUUCAAACACAUGUCUCGAUAAAUAUAACGAUUCAAAACAAACUCACAAUUAUUUAACACAUAAAAGCAUUUCUGAUCCAUUAAAUGGAUUGUCAAGUGUUAUCAUUACACCGAUUCCUCGUAAUGUUAGCAUUACUCCCGUAUCACUUGUCAAUGGCCAACCAUUGCCGCAAUAUUAUGACACUUCUUAUAUAAGCAAAAGUGUCACUCAAUUGGUGCCAAACAACACACCUCUUGAAAAGUUUAGUCAUUAUUUUAUUAGAGUUUUAGUUAACAACGAUAUGAUAUAUGAAUGCAAAUGCGGAUACUAUUCAACAAAAUGCAGUCAUGAACUGAUCCAACACAUCCAAACAGAUCAUAAAGAGUUGUACGCAUUUGACUGUCAACAGUGCAGAUCUACUGUUAACCACAACUCUAAACAUUUAUUACCAGUAGUUCCCACUCAUACAUCCUUUCCAUCUAUUCCUCCAAAGCCAAUAAAUAGCAUAAUAUAUACAACUAAUAAAACAAUUAAUACUUAUGUGAAUAUAAGUGAUCACUUGGUUGUCAAUCAAACUCAAGUACCGGUAUUUUCUAACAAAACUUCUGUCAUUACAUCACGUUUUCAUACAAUUCCUUAA
Messenger RNA from Oppia nitens, 1638 nucleotides. RefSeq lists its product as uncharacterized. Lineage: Eukaryota; Metazoa; Arthropoda; Arachnida; Sarcoptiformes; Oppiidae. The transcript is spliced from 2 exons. The record is from RefSeq and is a predicted model, not a curated record. Gene Ontology annotation, biological process: regulation of transcription by RNA polymerase II. Gene Ontology annotation, cellular component: nucleus. Bases 1 to 1638 code for a protein of 545 amino acids.